Messenger RNA from Bursaphelenchus okinawaensis, 423 nucleotides. Lineage: Eukaryota; Metazoa; Nematoda; Chromadorea; Rhabditida; Aphelenchoididae. The record is from the annotation of a GenBank genome assembly.
AUGUCGGCUGAUAACUCCACCACCCCCACCACUGAAUCUGACUUCCCUGACCCCACCCGGCUCCACAUCGAUGCCUAUGUAAGUUUAUUUUACUUUAUGAUACACCUUUUUUGUUUUGCCAUGUUUUUUUAAACAUUAUUGUAGCUAAAGUUUCGACAAAAAAUAAAAAGAUCAGCCUUCAAGAUUAUAUUGUCGUAGAUCAAGAUUCCCUCGACCAUAUUGUUUCAGGUGUACAUGGGUGGAGCCGUAGUGUUCGCGGUUAUACUGACCACUCUCUUCGUCCUCAACUACAUGUGGUGCGAAUGUCUGUGUGCCAACACCCGAGCGAGCAGAGCCAAAUGCAAAGCCUACGAUGCUCAAGAACACAAUUCCUUGGCGCUGAUGGACUCGUCUUUGAAGGAAUCGCUGAAAGAGAAAAUGUAG